Messenger RNA from Acipenser ruthenus (sterlet), 9704 nucleotides. Its product is annotated as phospholipid-transporting ATPase VA. The record is from RefSeq and is a predicted model, not a curated record. Gene Ontology annotation, biological process: phospholipid translocation. Gene Ontology annotation, cellular component: plasma membrane. NCBI's taxonomy places the organism in Eukaryota, Metazoa, Chordata, Actinopteri, Acipenseriformes, Acipenseridae. Gene Ontology annotation, molecular function: magnesium ion binding; ATP hydrolysis activity; ATPase-coupled intramembrane lipid carrier activity. Bases 434 to 5020 code for a protein of 1528 amino acids. The transcript has 21 exons.
ACUAGUGGGGAUAGGAUGAUUAUAAAAUUCUUAUGACGUGCACAUACAUUGACACCAGUCAAUCACACAACCCGCGACCCUCAAAACAUUAGGGCGAAACAAGCCCAAUUACUAUAAGCGGACUUCACGAAAAACAUUUCUUUUGAGAAAGGUAGGCGGAGCAUGGCCGGGAAUCAGGUUUCGUCAGGGGUGACGAGGGGAUACGCGGCUCAAGGGAUAGAUGCGGCAAGUGAAGAAACAGCUUUCCAAGCUCCAAUUACACCGUUAAUCGGGGAGAAAUAAGAAUGGCGAGUAAGAAAGUCAGGAUUAGUGGAGAAAUCCUUCCCUCUCUUCGUUGUAAACACAACUCAACAGCAUGAUUACUUACUGUAUGUGUUGUUUUGUAAGCGGAAAGGAGAACAGCUUCACUUUUUCUGAAGUUUUGUUGUGAAGCAUGGCGCCAGAGUUCGGAGAGAGCGGAGAGGUGAAAAGUUACAAACUUAAGAAAAGAAGGAAAAAGCAGAGCAAGAAAGACAUUAAAACCAGGACGGUGCAUUCCAAUCUGCUGUACAGCUGUGCCAAAGGAGACGAGAACCCCAACAGACAUUAUGCACACAAUAACAUUAAAACCACCAAAUAUACCCUGCUGUCUUUUCUGCCGAAGAACCUAUUCGAGCAGUUCCACAGGUUUGCGAACGUCUAUUUUGUUUUUAUCGCUUUGCUCAAUUUUGUGCCCAUUGUCAAUGCAUUUCAACCGGAGCUGGCGCUGGCGCCCGUGGUUUUUAUUCUCUCUGUUACGGCUCUCAAGGAUCUUUGGGAGGAUUACAGAAGACACAGAUCAGAUAAAGAAAUUAAUCACAUGGAUUGCCUCGUUUACUGCAGGAAUGAAAGGAAAUUCCUGGAGAAGUACUGGAAGGAAAUCCAGGUUGGGGAUUUCAUUCGUCUUCGAUGCAAUGAGAUCAUUCCUGCAGACGUGCUUCUCCUGUCCUCCAGUGACCCUGACGGUCUGUGUCACAUCGAAACAGCCACGCUGGACGGGGAGACCAAUCUCAAACAGAGGCAGGUGGUGAGGAGCUUCUCAGAGCUGGACUGUGUGUUUGACCCCACGCAGUAUAAGGCAGUAAUCGAAUGUGAGAAGCCCAACAAUGACCUGAACAGGUUCCGGGGUUACAUGAUACAGCGAAGUGGAAGGAGAGACGGGCUUCACAAGGAGAACCUGUUACUGCGAGGAUGCACGAUAAGAAACACGGAGGAGGCCGUAGGAAUCGUCAUUUACGCAGGUCAUGAAACCAAAGCCAUGUUGAAUAACAACGGACCUCGUUACAAACGCAGCAAGCUGGAGAGACAGAUGAAUGUACAUGUGUUUUGGUGUGUCAUCAUACUUGUGGUCAUGUGCCUCUUUGCUGCCAUUGGGCACGGACUGUGGGUGUGGCAGUAUGGAGAGCACCGCCCACUUUUUGAUGUUCCGAGUCCAGAAGGACCUGCCUUAUCACCAGCGUUAUCUGCAGUAUACCUCUUCUUAACCAUGAUCAUCAUCUUUCAGGUAUUGAUUCCCAUCUCUCUCUACGUCUCUAUUGAAAUUGUAAAAAUCUGCCAGGUGUACUUUAUUCAUCAAGACUUGGAUCUGUACGACGAGGAGACAGACUCCCACCUGCAGUGCCGGGCACUGAACAUCACUGAGGACCUGGGACAGAUGCAGUACAUCUUCUCUGACAAGACCGGCACCCUCACAGAGAACAAGAUGGUCUUCCGAAGGUGCACCGUGAUGGGAGAGGAGUACUCCCACGAUGCAAAUGCGAGAAGGUUAGCCACGUACCAAGAGGCUGACUCUGAAGAGGAGGAGUGCACCUCCAAAGCGGGGACCCUGCCCAGACGGGACAGCGUGACAAGCCAUCAGAGUGUCAAGGUUAUGCACCGCUCACAGAGCACCAAGUCCCACCGGAGGACAGGCAGCAGGGCUGAGGCAAAGAGGGCCAGCAUCCUCUCCAAGCACACUGCGUUCAGCAGCCCAAUGGAGAAGGACAUCACCCCUGACCCGAAACUCUUUGACAAGGUUAAUGAAUGUGCCAGCCAGUUAUACUUGAUGAGAAGCCAGGGGCAGCCUAUGAACCACCUGGCCUCGGAACUGUCCGACGUUAUCGAUUUCUUCAUCGCCUUAACAAUUUGCAAUACAGUCGUGGUCUCUUCACCCAAUCAGCCAAGACACAAGGUCCGUGUCAGGUUGGAGCUGAAGUCUCCGGUGAAGACCAUCGAAGACUUUAUCCGCCGCUUCACUCCCAGCCGCUUGACUGGGUCCAACAGCAGCAGCUCCUCCAGUCUGGUAACCAACAGAUCGACGCACAAGACGUGCUCCAGCCUCCUCUCUUCUCCCUCCGCAGAGAGCACUCUGAUGGGACUGGAGGAGGAGCUGGGCCCCGCGCCCCGGAGAGAGGCCGGUCCGGCCAGCCCGCCGGGGGGAGACGGGGAGCUGCGCUACGAGGCAGAGUCCCCGGACGAAGCGGCUCUUGUCUACGCAGCCAGAGCCUACAACUGCGCGCUGGUGGGGAGGCUGCCUGAGCAGGUGACUGUGGAGCUGCCACACCUGGGCAAGCUGACCUUUGAACUCCUGCACACCCUGGGCUUCGACGCGACCAGGAAGAGGAUGUCGGUGGUGGUGAGGCACCCGCUGACAGGCGAGAUCGUCGUUUACACCAAAGGAGCCGAUUCCGCCAUCAUGGAUCUCACCAGGCACGGCUCCACAGAUGAGAAUAGAGGCAAACACCAAAGAAAGAUCCUGAAUAAAACCCAGAAUUACCUAAACCUCUAUGCUGCUGACGGCCUUCGGACUCUAUGUAUUGCCAAAAGGGUAUUAAGUAAAGAAGAAUAUGCAUGUUGGUUAAAAAGUCAUCUGGAAGCAGAAUCUGCUAUUCAGAGUCGAGAGCAGUUGCUUUUUGAGUCGGCUCUGCGAUUGGAAAAGAAUCUGCAUCUUUUAGGUGCCACUGGUAUUGAAGACCGCCUGCAGGACGGCGUUCCUGAAGCCAUUGCUGCUCUCCGCAAGGCUGGAUUACAGGUCUGGGUUCUCACGGGGGACAAACAAGAAACCGCAAUCAACAUUGCCUACUCCUGCAAACUACUGGACCACGAGGAAGAGAUCAUCACUCUGAACGCUGAAACACCGGAAGCUUGUGCUGUUCUUCUGGAUGAGAGUAUACACUACAUUCAAUCCAAGUUUGUCAACAACACACUCAACCCUGCUGCUGAAGACUUUGAGGUUGAUUUCACCCCGUUCCAAAUCCCUUCCUCCUCCUCGGUUCACCGUCUGGGUCUGGUUAUUGAUGGCAGAACCUUGGCAUACGCUCUGGAUAAAAGGCUGGAAGACAAAUUCCUUGCUGUGGCCAGAAGCUGCAGAUCAGUGCUGUGCUGUCGAUCCACCCCUUUACAGAAAAGCAUGGUGGUGAAACUGGUUCGGAACAAGCUCAAAGUAAUGACCUUGGCAAUAGGUGAUGGAGCUAAUGAUGUCAGCAUGAUCCAGAUCGCUGAUGUGGGAGUGGGAAUCUCUGGACAGGAAGGCAUGCAGGCUGUCAUGGCCAGUGACUUUGCAGUCCCACGGUUCCAGUAUUUGGAGAAACUCCUCCUGGUUCAUGGACACUGGUGCUACUCUCGACUUGCCAAUAUGAUCCUCUAUUUCUUCUACAAAAAUGCAAUGUUCGUAGCCAUUCUGUUCUGGUUCCAGUUUUACUGUGGGUUCUCGGGAUCGGCCAUGAUGGAUCAGUGGUACCUUAUUUUCUUUAACCUGAUGUUCUCUUCCUUUCCUCAACUCGUUACCGGGAUCCUGGACAGGGACGUCUCCUCGGAGACCCUGUUAGCUCUGCCUGAGCUCUACAGAAACGGUCAAGACUCUGAGGAAUAUAAGCCACACAUGUUCUGGAUGAAUAUGAUAGAUGCCUUCUACCAAAGCCUCGUCUGCUUUUUCAUUCCUUACUUUGCCUAUGCUGACUCCGAUGUGGAUUUGUUUACAUGGGGAACUCCGGUCACCACCUUGGCUCUUUUCACUAUCCUGAUGCAUUUAGGCAUUGAAACCAAGACAUGGACCUGGCUUAAUUGGGCCUCCAUUGUGUUCAGCCUCGCCCUGUUCUUCACAGUGGCGCUGUGCUACAACGCUUCCUGCCCUACAUGUUACCCUCCAUCCAAUCCCUACUGGACCAUGCAGAGGCUCAUGGGAGACCCCAUGUUCUACCUGCUUUGUGCUCUCACCCCCGUCGUUGCUCUGCUUCCCAGAUACUUACACCGAGUGUUUCAGGGAACACUCUUCCCAACCCAGGUCCAACAAGGACGACAGCUGGAUGAACUUCCUUCGCUCAAACGAAGCAACAUUCUUCGUCAACGGAGUACAACAGUAGAUUCGCCAUUUGGUCCCAGACCCUCUUUCCACCUAUUUCCUGAGCCUUUCCCAAUGGAUUACGGAUACAGAGCAACCGAAUCCCACUCCCGCCAGCUCCGUGAAGCCUCCAGAGAUUGCAACCAGCCAGGGAAUGGCUCAGCCGCUCAAGGAGAUGGACAGGACAGAGAGAGAGAGGCAAGCACGAGCAGAAGUGACCCUCCUGGAGAAUCACAGGAAGAGGAUCCCUUUCCAAUACCAAAGAGCCAUCGGGCUUCAGAUGCCAACACGCUGCCGUAUUCAGAAGCUCUGCGAGCCGCUGUGGACUCGGAGUCCUCCUUCUGUGAAGACGGCUACAGACUGGAUCCCAUCGGGGACUCAGAGUCCUCCUUCUGUGAAGACGGCUUCAGACUGGACCCCAUCGGGGACUUGAAUUUACUGAACUGGAUAACAUCCGCUGCAUUGUUUAAUCAACCUGGGAGUGCAGUGCAGGCCGAGUCCUUGCAAAGCAUGUUACAGACUGCGGAGAAGGAGGAUGGGAGCCCUUCACCCACCAGCACACGCCCACACUCGGAUCUGGAAGUUGUACAAAACCAGCAGCUUGUGAACCCGGUCAGCAGUGAAGUGAAGGCAGCUGUUCCAGACUGUUUACAAGAGGGAGCUCUCGAAACAACAUUGUUAUGAGAUAGUAUUUUAAUACAGAGUAUUUAUAUGAUUCAAUUUGCACAGCAGUUGUACAAUACUAUUCCAUCAUCAACAUUUCCAGAGUGUUUUAGGUCCUGUAAAUCGCUACAAUCUAUAGUUAUAGUAUUUAAUUACUAGCAAUAUUUUUUUUUAGGUUUAAAAUCUAAAAGCUUUCCUGUUUCUCUGUUUUUGAGAGCAUAUGAUUGAGGUACGUUUUUUGUUUUUGUUGAAUCUUUAAUGUCAUCCGAAAGUUUACAAGAAGUUUUCAUCUCAUGACCAAACACAAACGUAUUAAUCAGCACUUCAGAUAUUACAAAAGUUACACCAAAUAUUGUUUCAGUACUUCGAAAUGAUCAGAACUAAAAAAAAAUACCUCUUAAAGUACUGUUUUUAUGGAUCACUGCAGAGAAAGGAAACGUGUUACUGGGUAUUUUAAGAAGAGCCCUUGCUCACUGUCAUUGCAAUUUGUGGUUGAUAUAAAGUACAAAAAGGGUUAACGGAUCUCGGAGUUAAACUUCUUGAAGAACAGCUGGAAGUACAUUCACAACUGAGACACUAAGUACCACUGGAUGCACACAGAAGUGUAAUAGUUAAGAAGCAGUGUGCAGGGCUCGGCCAUUACGUUUGGGGCUCUGCAUAGUGUUCGAUGCAGCUGCCAUUGUAAUCAGGCUUCUUAGUUUAUACCUGUUAUGCACCUCUGCAGCCCUCCUCUUCCUCGCUGCACAUAGAUCAGUCAGGAGUUGUCUCCUGAAAUGGGACAUGUCACGUGAUUCAGCGCCUUUGCAUUGCCUCUCGAUGCACACACUUUAUCCCAGGGUCACAUGUCGUAUGAUUCCUAGUUUUCAAGCGUAUUAGUAUCAGUGUACCUAUAAAAGUCUAAAGCAUCGGAAUUGCCUUAUUCAUGGUAAAUCAAGCAAGUCAUGUAUAACCAAACCUCAUAUUAUUGCAAAUAACCCCUCUCUGAAGUUACUCUAGUGUUUGCUGCAUUCAUUGCUAUGUUCAAACUGUACAUGUAUUUGCUGUAGUUCUACCAGCUUCUAUAGUCUGGUAGUGCUGUUACUGCAUAUAGUCCUGCAAAUGACAGGAAGUGCAAGCAAAGAACUACAGCCCAGCCAUGAGGUAUGGUCGAUUCCCAUGACCUCAUUUCUACUUGAGAGUGUCAGUCUCGUUAUGAGACGGAACAGAUAUAGCAACUAAACCGUGGGCCUCCCUUCAAAACAAAUACCUAAGUAAACAGUCUAUUGCUGAGUAAGCUAUGAGUAGUCAUGCAGAUUGUAUCAAAGCCAUUUUAAUGUCCCUGCCAUACCCUUCAAGUGUGCUUCUGCUUCACACAGAGGAGGUCACGUCUCCACGGUGAUCUUCUCUGUAGAAAUGCAUCACUGAAUGGAGUCGACAGCCCUCCUGGAGGAGGUCACGUCUCCACGGUGAUCUUCUCUAUAGAAAUACAUCACUGAAUGGAGUUGACAGCCCUCCUGGAGGAGGUCACGUCUCCACGGUGAUCUUCUCUGUAGAAAUGCAUCACUGAAUGGAGUUGACAGCCCUCCUGGAGGAGGUCACGUCUCCACGGUGAUCUUCUCUAUAGAAAUGCUUCACUGAAUGGAGUCGACAGCCCUCCUGGAGGAGGUCACGUCUCCACGGUGAUCUUCUCUAGAAAUGUUUUACUGAAUGGAGUCGACAGCCCUCCUGGAGGAGGUCACGUCUCCACGGUGAUCUUCUCUAUAGAAAUGCAUCACUGAAUGGAGUCGACAGCCCUCCUGGAGGAGGUCACGUCUCCACGGUGAUCUUCUCUAGAAAUGUUUCACUGAAUGGAGUCGACAGCCCUCCUGGAGGAGGACACGUCUCCACGGUGAUCUUCUCUAUAGAAAUGCAUCACUGAAUGGAGUCGACAGCCCUCCUGGAGGUCACGUCUCCACGGUGAUCUUCUCUAGAAAUGUUUCACUGAAUGGAGUCGACAGCCCUCCUGGAGGAGGUCACGUCUCCACGGUGAUCUUCUCUAUAGAAAUGCUUCACUGAAUGGAGUCGACAGCCCUCCUGUGUUUGAGCCUCUGAAUCCCCAGCACAGCUUUAUAUUUAUACUGUGUCUCAAACACACAUGAGCAUGGCACUGUGUUUAAACUGUCUGCAGGAUUGAUAACAGCAGUGUUGAAGUAGGUUAAUAAAGGAAAAAAGUCACGCAAAUAAACUAUAUAUUUACAUACAACAGAGCAAAUAGACAACGCACUAAAUGAAUUGAGUGGAUACAGACCUUUGUUUGAACGUUUAUGGAAUCGUAAACGUAACUUCAUACUCCCAGUACACCGUUCUCUGAUCAGCAUUCUACUUCAUACCCCCCGUACACCGUGCUCUGAUCAGCAUUCUACUUCAUACCCCCGUACACCGUGCUCUGAUCAGCAUUCUACUUCAUACCCCCCGUACACCGUGCCAUACUCUGAACAGCAUUCUACUUCAUACCCCCGUACACCGUGCUCUGAUCAGCAUUCUAUUUCGUACCCCCCGUACACCGUGCCAUACUCUGAACAGCAUUCUACUUCAUACCCCCGUACACCGUGCUAUACUCUGGUCACCAUUCUACUUCAUACCCCCGUACACCGUGCCAUACUCUGAACAGCAUUCUACUUCAUACCCCCCGUACACCGUGCCAUACUCUGAACAGCAUUCUACUUCAUACCCCCCGUACACCGUGCCAUACUCUGAUCAGCAUUCUACUUCAUACCCCCUGUACACCGUGCCAUACCCUGAACAGCAUUCCAUCUGAUUUGCAAAACUUAGAAAAUACUAAAGAGCACAGUGAUGCUGCAGUCUUCAGAUAUACAGGUGUGAUUGAUCUAUGAAAUUCCUUCAGCAGAUUCUGGAUUCAUGGGGUUAAGGUCUGUUUAAUGAGUCUAGUUCCCUCAUUGAGUCUAUAUUCUUUAGAUUGUGAAGAAAUACAGUGUGGAUACAUUUAGACUAGAUGUAAAGUAUCCAUGCUGAAAAUGUAAAACUGAAAAGCUGCUGACAAUUGUCUGUCUGUCUGUCUGUCUGUCUCUUGUGUGUAAUUCUCCAUUAGAAAAGAAUAAACCUCUCUGUCUGUGAGAUCAUGCUCAACUAGAAACUCCACAAUGAAAUCUAGUGAUACCAAAACAUGAAAGUGAAUGCACUGCCAGUAAACCUUUCCUGUGAGCUGUUGAGUAUACAUGGAGAUACAAAAGAAUAAUCAUUACAAACAAGGUUCUUGAGUGCAACAGUGCAAGCCUUUGUAAAAAUAAUAAUAAUAAAUAAAUAAGAAUCAACUCCAGAUACUGACCACUUCUGAAAACAACUUCCAGCACCAAAGUGUGCAUGGUCUUAACUGGAAUCUGCACCCAAGAGAUCACACUUGAAACUGGGAAGCAGCUGAAUUAUUAUUUUUUUAUUUUUUUUUAGGGGGGUGAAAGGUACAAGAAUAAAUACUUGAGUCAGUUUUGUCUUUGCUGAGCACGACAAACAAUCCAAUCACAACUCUGCAGAAGUGCAUUUAAAAGGGUAGCAGUGAUGCCACACAUGGCGCAUUCUGCAGCUGCAGUGUUUGGCCUUCAAUAUUUAAAAAUGAAAUCUGUGUGUUUCUCCGCAGUGCAUUUCAAACUCCACUGGUUUAGCAAAAAGCCUUUUUUUUUUUUAAUUGUAUUUGUAUUUUUUUCUAAAUGUGCCUGAGUUCAUUGUUAUUGUUUAAUGUUGGAAGCAUUUGAUGCUGGAUCUACUAGUUGUGUUUGGGUACAGAAACCUGGGUGUGUCAUGUAGUUUAAUACUUUCAAACUAUGGGACCGAUAACUCUGUCUGUGUCGAUUUCAGUAUUCUCUGAUUUUCUACAUCAGGAAUUCUAGGACCUGUUCAGAAUGUAGUAUAUGCAUUUAUAAUGUAAUAAAGAAUAUCUAGUUUUAUUUAUAUACAGUAUGUAUGUAUGUAUAUGUAUAUAUAAUGUAUGCAGACAUGUGUUUAAUUGUAAAGACUGUUCGGUAACGCUUUAUAUUGCGUUGCAUAAAUCCAUAUCUAAUAGAUAUGCAAUUGCAUAUUAAAUUAAUGUUAAAUUCAUAUUUAAUAAAUAUGCAAUUGCAUGUUAAAUUCAUAUCUAAUAGAUAUGCAAUUGCAUAUUAAAUUCAUGUUAAAUUCAUAUCUAAUAGAUAUGCAAUUGCAUAUUAAAUUCAUGUUAAAUUCAUAUCUGAUAGAUAUGCAAUUGCAUAUUAAUGUUAAAUUCAUAUCCAAUAUAUAUGCAAUAGCUGGUUUCUUGCUAAAUGUUAACUAAAUGUCGAUUGAAAAUGUAAUUGCAUAUCACGUCCAUUUUAUAUUACAUUUCGUUACCCUUUAAAAUAUGUAAGAAUUUCCCAUUGUUUACAUGUUUUUAAUUGAAAAUACAGUUACUCUGACUUAAUUGUUAAUGGAAAGUAACAAGGAAUAAUUGAACGUAAAUGUAACAUCAAUUGCAUAUCUAUUUAAUAUUAAUUUAACAUUAAUGUAAUAUGAAAUUGCAUAUCUAUUAAAUAUUAAUUUAUGCCACGCAUUAUAAAGCGUUCCUGACUAUUCUGCUAAAGCCUUGUUGUGUUAAGGAAGAUACAUUAUAAAACGUUUAUUUUACACAUAUACUGUAUUUGUCAAUAUAUCUGCAUAUGUAUUUACAGAACUAUAUCAUGUGCCUUAACACUGGAUGUAGAAUUAAAAAGAUUCAGACACA